Molecule: messenger RNA, 1898 nt
Organism: Centruroides sculpturatus (bark scorpion)
Lineage: Eukaryota; Metazoa; Arthropoda; Arachnida; Scorpiones; Buthidae
Exons: 3
Coding region: 394-1770 (458 amino acids)
Molecular function (GO): sequence-specific DNA binding
Source: RefSeq, a predicted model, not a curated record
UUAACAAUUUACUCAGUAAAUAUAUAAUAAAUAAAAUAAAUAAAUUACGAUAUCGUAAAAGUAUUUUUUGUAAUAAUAAUAAAAAUAAAAAAAUUAUUAAAAAAAGACAUAAUGUAAUAUGUGUGUGUAAUAAGAAGAGAGUCAUCUAGACUACGCAUUAUUGAGGGGGGGUAAGAAAGAAUAAGGAAAACGAAACGUUUCAGAACCAGUUGCGACGAAAUGGCGUCAUUUCAUCUUUGCAAGAAAAUAAUCGAUUCUAAGAUAAUUCAUCAACCAUAAGCAUCUAAAGAAAAGAGAAAGUACCUUGUUACCCAUUAAUAUUUUAUCAUAUUCAUGGCAUAAUUUUGCAGAAAACUUACUAUUAAAAAAUUUUAAUAUCAAGUUACAUUCAUCAUGGGUAAAAGAAAAUCUCAAAAUCCCAGAAAAAUUAUUUCUAUUCAUAAUGAAGAUGACAGUGAUUCUGAUGUUUCUAUAUUUGAAAACAAACAGGUGGGACGAGAAACAUUUAAAAUUACUGAGAGUAAUAAGUUAGGUUUCAGUCAUAAUAUAAUGGGAAAAAAUUAUUGUUAUAUCAAUAAAGUUAGUACAAAUCAGGAUAAUGAAACAUUUGAUGAAGACAGCGAUUAUUCUGUGACCAGUGCAAAGCGAAUGUGCAAUACAAUUCCAUUAAAUUAUAUAGAAAGAAAAGAAGAAUUUGAUGAUGUUUCUGACAUCAAAGAUAAUUAUAAUCAUACAUCUAGUACAAUGGUUGUUUUUCCAGAUAUGAUUAAAUCUGGAAUUUUGACUGCAAAUGCAAGAAGAAAUUUUAUUAAUAAUAAUAUGAAAGUUGCAAUGCAGAUGGAAUCCAUUGAAACUUGUCAUAAUAGUAUGAAUGAUAAAAAAACAUUUAAUUCUGUUGGAAAUAAUGAUAUGGAUGAUCCUUUAGAUCUUUCAAUUGAUCAGAGUGAUUCAACGUCUGAUGACAGCUGGCAUAAUAAUAAAGAUCCGAAAAAGUACAAUUCAAUAGGAAGUUAUGUGCCGAGAAGAAGAAAUCAGACAUAUCCACCAACAUUCAAAUUAGCUGUUGUGCAGUAUGCUGAAAAACAUGGUGUUAUGGCAGCUGCAAGGUAUUAUGAUGUCAGUCCAAAAAGAGUUAGAGUUUGGCGUACAAGUAAUAUGAAACAGACAAUAAUUAAAAAGAUUAAGAAACAGGGUUUAGAUAUUCUUGAAAUUGAAACUGGAUCAUCUACGGACAGUAAAGAAAAAUCAAAUGUUCCAUUGUCAGUGAGUACUGACACAUCAGUAAAGACAGAUUCGGUAAAUAAAUGUGCUGAGAUAAUAGAAAAAUCAAAUCAUUCAAUUUCUCGUUCAGGAAAGUAUUGUUGUAGGAUGAAGGAAAAAACUAUAGAAACACAAAAUAGAACAAUUCCUGUUUGGGAAAUAGAAUUAUUUGCUAAUUUAAGAAAACAGUUGAAUUCAAAGAACAGUAUUAAAAUAAAAAAGUUGUUAGAAACUGCAAAGAAAGUGCAGCCAUCACAUUUCAAAACAGAAGAAAAUGGUAUUCCUACUUUAUGGAUAGUGCAAUGGUGUGUGAAGUUUGGUGUUGGAUUUGAAACAAACAAAUGUUGUGAUAUAUGUGCAAUACCAAAGGAAUUAACAGAGAAUAUUGUCAUCAGAAAGGUAAAACCAGCAGUUGCUGGCCAGGGAAUUGUAGAAAAGCAAAAGAAAUUACGAAAGACAUAUAGUCCAGACUUUAAGUUGCAGGUAUUGUAUUUAUUUUUAUAUUCAUAGAUUGAAAAUUUUCCAUUGUACAUGUUUAACUUGUGUGAUAAAAUUAAACUUUUAUUUGUUUCAACAAUUUUCUUUGACAUUUUCAUAAUGAUUUUAAACUGAUAGAUAACAUUUGAAAAAGCAUUCAU